AUGGAGCAACCACGAGAAGGAGCGCCUGGAGCUCCUCAAUGGCCUCGGGGCCCUCAAGGGCCGUUAUUUGUCUCGAAACCGCACUCGACCGCGAGGCGUGAGGAGGACAGACAUCAAUCAGACCUUCAAGAGCUUCGAAAGCCGGGCCACGACGAUUCCAGUCGCCUUAAUGCUGCAUCCCUCGGUGCGCAAUCGACAUGGCAGACUCCCUCGAGCUUCGAUUCGGCUGGCGGCGCGAUUCCCGUUUCGGCCGCGUCGCACGCGUUGCACGCGUCUGGCGACACCUAUGGCGCUCAACCCCACCCCUUCAAAUUCGUUCCACAGGUGAUAAAGAGUGCCCAGCCACUCAAAGGCGUUCCGACCACUCCCAAUCAUGGAAAGCAGCUUGCUCCCGCGCCGCCAAAGCAGCAGAAGCCCUCUAUUGCCGGUCUUUCUCAUACCCAGACGGGCGUGGCGCCUGUAAGCGCUGCCCAGCCACAGUCCGUCAUUUCAUAUGAGGCUUCUGAGCCUCAGAUUCCCGCCGCGAACACGCAUAAUAGCACAUCUGCACCCCAGGCUUUGCAGCAUGUUGCAAAAGCCUUGUCACAAAAUGCUUCAUCUGCGGAGGCUUUUAAAUCUCUGCCUAGUCUCACAACGUCUGUUUCAGCUCUCAAUGGCAGGGUGAGCAGCGACACUAGCCGCCAGCACGGCUCAUCAGGCGAUGAUCGUGGCUCAACACCCGGCCAGUCACCCGCGGAUAAUGGACAUCCUCCCGUCAUCAAGCCCAUCUUGAAGAUGAAGAGGACCGGCCAGAACUUUCCAAUAUCGUCCACCAGAUCCGCUUCUCCUUUACGAACGCCUACAUCGUUGCAUCAGAAGAAUGCCUCCUCACCAAAUAGGAAGACGGGUUCUAUACCCCAGAGCAGCAGCAGCUCGUGGAAGGCACCUGAAAGUCCUCCUAAGAGCCGUGGGCCUGUCUUUCCGGCGACAUCAAACGGGCCGACCACUGGGCAGAAAAUAGGGUCAAACCCCUCCGUCCAAUUUUCGACCGAUUCAAGUAGAGAUUCGAUGUAUGGGAGCUCCACGAAUGGUAACAUUGCAAAAUCUCAUAGUCCUAUCGGUGGACCGCCCAAACCAGCACCAACCCCGAUCCAUGGCAAAACUGGGGUCAUGCACGUGGAAAGUCUGCCCAACGGGCAGCCUGUUGAAGUUGUGGCUCAUUCAACUCAUGAUGCCGAAGUAGCCUCGGACGAUGAGAUCAAAUACGAGACCGCUACCAAGUCAGCAAUUCCAGACGAUGUACUCGAGGGUGACGUGGAGGACGACUCUUCUGACGAUGACACUGGGUCUGGCGUUGACGACGACGAGGCAAUGGGGUCAACUUCUUCUCGUGGUGCAGAUGAAUCGGCUCGGCAACUAUUCCACCCACCCGAAGAGUCCGACUAUGGGGAUGAGACCGAUGACGACGGUACGGUAUCUUCGUCAUCGUCAUCAGAGUCCUCACCGGCUGCAGAUGCAGAGCCGAUGGUCGCGCUGCCAUCUGCCAACAUUCAACACGAACAAGAUUACCCUAAGCAAAUCUUGGAGAUGGCCAACUCUGGCCGUCCCUACCUCGCUUGGUUUGAUGAGAGUAUUUCGUUCGAAAAAUGCGGUGGCGCACUCUUUCCGGAUGGGUACACGAGAUGCACCGAGAUCGAGGGCUACCCUUGGAUCUGUGCAGUGCGCUCCUGUAGACAAGUAUACAAAACCCAUUUCGGUCUUGGUAACCAUUUCAAGUUCACACACAAGAGAUCUAUGUUCAACGACAAUAUGGACGGCACUCUGUCAGUAGUUGGCUCGUACAGCAAGAGGAGCCAACCUGGAAAUUGCACCCCUAUCGUCGUCAGUCGACGACCUCUGGACCCGAACGAGCCGCCGAUGGUGGAGCCUACCGAGCCGACACGGAAAGGGAAAUUCAUCCCAAGAAUAUCACAGACCAAGGCAGAAUCUGAGACUAAGGAUUCCGAAAGUUACGACCUUGUGAAGGGGGAUGUCAACGCUCCAAUUUUACCUUCAGUGCCCUCAGAAGUCACACAAGCAGGUAAUGCUGAUGAAAUGUGGCAAUACAUCCGCCCCUUCCUCAGAAAGCAUGAGUCGAUUCCGGUCACGAAUUGGGUCGGACAUGUCAUCCAUCUCCCACGUGUACGUGAUAUCAAAUGGAAUGAACCCAGGACGAGGGACCGACCCUACCGGGAUUCUCACCCACGAGAUGUAACGGCACUCAUCGUUCAGCUCACGGGCGUGGAGGCCUCCAUGCCAUGUACAUCUUGUGCAGACAAACGAGAUCGGCUUACAAAGCGCAAGACUUACAAUGUCAAAGCCCUGUCAGACAGGGCGCGUGGUAAAGCGCCUAAGACACUUGAGCAGCAACAGGCCUCUCGGAUGACGGCGGCAAAUCAGUGGGAAGAAGCUCUUCAACUAAACAUGAGGAUCUUUCAGGCGUCUGAAAUCCACCCUCUUGAGAUGGCGAGUAAGGAUCGCGCAUACAAGGUGAUCAAGGGUAAGGACCGUGAGCUUAUAUCUAUGUGUGGAGCCCUGAUUCCAGAGGGCUAUGAUCUGGAUCGAUCCGUUGCCGGCCGUCCUUGGCCCAUCUCACAGACUAAGCAUCGGGGAGCCUUGUUGAAUGACAACCAGAAUGGUACGCUGUCAAUCGUUGGAAUUUACAACCAGCUACCGCCGGGGUAUAACUACUUUGCGCCUCUGAUCAUAUCGAAAAACCCUCUGGACCAAAACGAACCUCCCAUGCCAGCAGCAAGAGUUCCCGGCUAUGUACGAGUAGACAACACGAGUGUGAAGCCCCAGUCUCAAUCGCUGAAGCACACGGCUCUGGAUCAUCCAGAACCAGCAAAAGUCCGACAGCUUGCUGCAGUGAAGACUCCAGAUGUCGGCACUCACAGCCAGGCAAAACGAAUUUGGAAUUACAUACUGCCCUUCCUGCCUCCGUCUAUGGAUCCCAAUAUUUUUGAUGCAGAGCUUGUCAGGCUUUUCGCUCUACCACUGCUUCAAAGUGUUCAGUGGAGGAGGACAUGGAUGAGGCGCAGGCUGGACAAUGACUAUUCCCAGCGAAAGCCGGCGCUGGUUCUCAAAACAAGAAACGCCGAUUGUCUUCAUCCGAUGAUCAAGAAGAAUCUCUGGCGCAUCGUCAACGAACUGGGCGAAAUCAAGGCGUGGAAGACGAGUACGUCGUUUUCCUCGAUGCCUUCAUCGGCGGUAGUCAUGGCUGGCCAGCCAACUUCAGAUGAGCUGCUUGAGAUGGAGGAUUGGGAGAUUGCACCCGGUCGCAUUCGCGAAGAUGGCAUGGACCAGCUCAAUAAUAUCGCAUUUUCGAAGUCAUACCUGGAAAACAAUCAGAUGGUCCCGGUGUCUGCCGACGUCUCAUUUCGUGUAGACACCAUCAAGUCGGGCCACAAACUCGAAUUUGAGGCUACGUCAUCCAAAGCCCGCUACUGCUCUGUCGCCAGUGGCAAGCUACAUGUCUCGAUCGCAGGCCAGCCAAAAUUCGUCAUUGGGCCUCAUGGAGUCUUCAAGAUCAAGCCUGGCGUGAAGGCGUGGGCGCAAAAUCGGCUCUACAUCGAUUCCGUUCUGCACGUAAUUUCGGUCGACGAUGGUGCGUAG
Diaporthe amygdali is the source of this 3633-nucleotide messenger RNA. RefSeq lists its product as uncharacterized. The transcript is spliced from 8 exons. Bases 1 to 3633 code for a protein of 1210 amino acids. Lineage: Eukaryota; Fungi; Ascomycota; Sordariomycetes; Diaporthales; Diaporthaceae. The record is from RefSeq and is a predicted model, not a curated record.